UCAGUUUAUAUCUGUAACAGGGUUGCAUAACAGGUAUCAAACUACACUCCCUAUUGGCUAUAAAAGUUCCCUUUUCCUCCGUAAUGUUAUCAGUCUUUCAAGAGACUCCAACACGACGACGGAAGCACAAUGGAAACCAAGAUUUUUCUACUGGCUGCGACUCUUUCCCUCGCCAAAGCCGGACUCGUGCAGCAAGGUCACUUUGCUUACUCCAACGUCCAGCACCACCCUGCACCCGCCCCCACGCAUGUAGUUGCAGCUGUUCCGGCCGUCGCCCCCGUCGUACAUACCCGUGUGGAGCCCUACGACCACAACCCUCAGUACAACUACGCUUACGCCGUUAAUGAUCAGCACACCGGUGAUUCCAAGAGCCAACACGAAACUCGUAAUGGAGAUGUCGUCCACGGACAAUACAGUCUGACCGAUCCGGAUGGCUCUCGUCGCACCGUUGAUUACAGUGCUGGGCCCCACACCGGCUUUAAUGCUGUGGUUCAUAGGACUGCGGGGGCCCACCCCGUGCCCGUAGCAACAGUCGCUGCUCCUCUCAUCACCGGACACUAAAAGCGAAUCUCGGCCGUAACGAGGCUUUACGACCCACCGACCGUUAUUUUAUACUCUGCUUUGGAUGACGAUAAUGUGUUCAGUUUAACAGUUUGUAUAGUCUUGUAAAGUAUUGCUAAUGAUAUACACAGUGAACUCGUAAAA
Molecule: messenger RNA, 705 nt
Organism: Tribolium madens (black flour beetle)
Lineage: Eukaryota; Metazoa; Arthropoda; Insecta; Coleoptera; Tenebrionidae
Product: cuticle protein 7-like
Exons: 2
Coding region: 130-561 (143 amino acids)
Cellular component (GO): extracellular matrix
Source: RefSeq, a predicted model, not a curated record